UCAUUAGAUCUACGGUGGAGGACGGAGGCGGCCGGCGGUGGGAAUUGAAAGCAUAUAUACAUAUACACCCACACACAGAUAUAUGGCGGCGUCGAGUAAUUUGGGCGGCCCAGCGUUUGCAUAUACAGUCGUCUACACCAAAGACGUCUCGAAAUCCGUUGAUUUUUACGCCAAGGCUUUCGGCUACAACGUUCGUCGUCUAGACGACAACCGCAAAUGGGCGGAGCUAGAGAGCGGAUCCACGACGAUCGCGUUCACUCCAAUCCAUCAACGCGAGACCGAUGAAUUGACCGGUCAAGUCCAGACUCCUCUUUCAAUUGGCGAAAGACAACCCAUUGAGCUUUGCUUCGACUACGUAGACGUCGAUGCUGCGUACAAGAGAGCGGUGGAGAACGGGGCUGUGCCGGUGAGCGCGGUGGCAGAAAAAAAGUGGGGGCAAAGAGUGGGGUACGUGCGAGAUAUUGAUGGUAACGUCGUCAGGUUGGGGAGCCAUGUACGGUCGUAAACCACAUACUACAACGUUGAACACUUCAACGAACGACCAUAAACUUUGUAGCCGUUAAAAGUUCCGUUUUUUUUAGAGGACCUAUGUAACGCUUUUUUUACCCUUAAAAUAAAAGUUCUUUGUUUGG
Messenger RNA from Cuscuta campestris, 632 nucleotides. The record is from the annotation of a GenBank genome assembly. Lineage: Eukaryota; Viridiplantae; Streptophyta; Magnoliopsida; Solanales; Convolvulaceae.